Fonsecaea erecta is the source of this 2256-nucleotide messenger RNA. Its product is annotated as solute symporter family transporter. Lineage: Eukaryota; Fungi; Ascomycota; Eurotiomycetes; Chaetothyriales; Herpotrichiellaceae. The record is from RefSeq and is a predicted model, not a curated record. Bases 1 to 2256 code for a protein of 751 amino acids. Gene Ontology annotation, biological process: urea transmembrane transport. The transcript has 5 exons. Gene Ontology annotation, cellular component: plasma membrane. Gene Ontology annotation, molecular function: urea transmembrane transporter activity.
AUGUCGACGUACUCCGUGGGCCCCGAGCUGAAGGUGCUCAGCCCCGGCAUCGGCUAUGGGAUCAUUGCCGGGAUCGGGGCUGUCUUCUGCCUGGUGAUGAUCCUGACGACCAAGUUCCAGAACCGCUACUUUGCCUUCUCGACCAAGCAGUCGGAGGAGUUCAACACGGCGUCCCGCAACGUCAAACCGGGACUCAUCGUGGCCGGCAUCGUGUCGGCCUGGACGUGGUCGGCCACGCUGCUCACCAGUUCCACCUUCGCCUACUCGUUUGGCAUCUCGGGUCCUAUGUGGUACGCUGCCCUGGGCUCGUCGCAGGUCAUAUUGUUCGCCCUGCUUUCGCUCAGGGUCAAAAGAGAUGUCCCCGGCGCACACACGUUUCCUGAGAUUGUGCUCUCGCGUCAUGGCAAAGUGGCUCACGCUAUCUAUACCUUCUUUGGAUGGGUUGUGAACAUGUUUGUCGGCGCCACACUCGUGCUAGGAGGGUCGCAGGUGCUGGCAGGCCUCUCGGGCGUCAACGUCUACGCCGCUUGUUUCAUUAUCCCCAUCGCCGUGGCCGCCUACGUGAUCCAAGGCGGGCUUCGAAGCACCUUUGUGGCCGACUACCUGCACACGGUGAUCCUGUUCGUGGCCAUCUUCAUCUUCGCCUUCACACUCUACACGUCGGACGAGUACACGGGCAGUCCGGGGAAGGUAUACGAUCUGCUGGUCGAGGCAGGGAAGCAGACGCCGCUGGCGGGUAACCGGGAUGGCUCGUGGUUGACGUUCCGGUCGUCCACCGGCAUCAAGUUCGCCAUCGUUAUCUUCCUCGGCAGCUUCUCGACCGUCUGGCUCGACCAGGCGUACUGGCAACGCGCCAUCGCAUCGAAGCCGGAGACCAGCGUCAAGGCAUAUCUGCUCGGCGGGCUAGCGUGGUAUGGGAUCCCAUAUGGAUUCGCUACCGUCAUGGGCCUGGGCGCCGUGGCAUUGACCGGAUCACCCUCGUUCCCGACGUACCCGAAUCCUCUAAACGCCGCACAAGUGGGAGGUGGAUUUGCUGCUCCAGCUACUGCCAUCGCGCUGAUGGGCAAGAACGGCGCCGCCCUGAUGCUGCUGCUGCUGUUCAUGGCGGUCACGUCGGCGGCGUCGGCCGAGCUCAUCGCCGUGUCCUCGCUGUGGACGUUCGACGUGUACAAGCUGUACAUCAACCCGUCCGCCUCGUCGUCGAAGCUCGUCAAGCAGGCCCAUUACGGCAUCGUGGCCUAUGCGCUCCUCCUUUCCGCCUUCUGCUGCGCCCUGAGCGCCAGCGGCAUCGACAUCACCUGGAUCCUGACCGUGGGCGGCGUGCUCGUGGGUGGUGGCGGCAUCCCGCUGGGCUUGAUCGUGCUGUUUCCCGAGCGCAUGUCCACGGCUGCUGCCAUUGGCGCCCCGUUGAUCGCCUCUCCGCUGGGGCUCACCGCGUGGUUCGUCACGACGCAUAUUCGUUCUGGGACCAUCAACGCCGUCACCACCGGCGACCUCACCAACGCCCUAGUUGGAAGUGCUACCGCCUGUGGCACGGGCGCCGUCGUGGCCGUCGUCUUCUCCCUCGUCUUCCCGUACAAAUACACCUCGAACGAUCCCGCACAUAUUGCCCGCGUGCAGAAGAUCCAAGGUACCGUGGCCCUCGUUCUCCACGGACGCGAGGAGCUCACCGGGUCAGUGGCCCCUGACACGACAUCCACCACCGUCGUGGACGAGAAAGGAGUUGAGACCACCAAGGCUGCCGUGGGAGUCGCCUCUGAACAAGCCACCACCGCCCUCGCCCCAGUCCCCACGACAGGAACCACCACCUCCUCCGCCCAACAACCUACUCCUGGUACCGCCACCGGCAACGACGUGGUCGACUACCUGCUCACCAACCACAUCGAGCCACUGGACCUCAAGGCGUACCAGCGCGCGCGGCGUCUGGCGUUCUGGGGGUGCGGGGUGUUCGUGGUGGUGGCCAUCGUGCUGUUCCCCUUCACCUUCUACGGCACGGGCUACAUCUUCACCAAGGCCGCCUUCACGGGUUGGGUGGUGGUCAGCUUCGUGUGGGUGUUUUUCAGCGCCCUCACCUGCAUCAUCUGGCCCGUGCUCGAGAGUUACCCGACCCUCAGGGAUAUGACAAAGAUGUUGCUGAAUGACACGUUCCGGGCCAAGAAGAACAAAGACGGCCAAGAGGAGGAAGGGGGCGGAGAGAUGGCAGAGCGCCAGCAGCAUGCGGCGCCCGUGGAGACGGCGUUUACCUCGCCGGCUUAG